AUGAAGCACUGGGCAUUGGCAUUUUUCAUAGCCAUUUUGAUCCAAAAACAGUGGCACCAUGUUCAAGUUGAGGCAGGGGAUAAUUUUAUCAGAACAAGGGGAGUGCAUUUCAUGCUGAAUGGGAAUCCUUACUAUGUCAAUGGAUUCAAUGCCUAUUGGUUGAUGUAUGUGGCUUCUGACCCAUCUCAAAGAAACAAAGUCUCAGCUGCUUUUAGAGAAGCUUCAAGCCAUGGCCUCUCUGUUGCAAGGACUUGGGCUUUCAGUGAUGCCGGUUAUAGACCUCUCCAAUACUCCCCUGGCUCUUACAAUGAACAAGUCUUUAAGGGGUUGGAUUUUGUUAUAGCUGAAGCAAGAAGGUAUGGAAUUAAGCUGGUAUUGAGUUUGGUAAACAACUACGACAGCUUUGGGGGCAAGAAACAGUAUGUGAACUGGGCUAGAAGUCAAGGACAGUACUUAACAUCUGAUGAUGAUUUCUUUAGAAACCCUGUUGUUAAAGGAUAUUACAAGAACCAUGUUAAGACUGUUCUUAAUAGAUAUAACACCAUGACUGGAAUUGUUUACAAGAAUGAUCCAACAAUCAUGGCUUGGGAGCUUAUGAAUGAGCCCAGGUGCACAUCAGAUCCAUCAGGAAGGACCAUUCAGGGGUGGGUAAUGGAAAUGGCUUCAUAUGUGAAGUCAAUAGACAGAAAUCACUUGCUGGAAGCUGGGCUUGAAGGAUUUUAUGGACAAACAACACCUCAGAGGAAGAGACUCAAUCCUGGUUAUAAUAUUGGAACUGACUUCAUUGCCAAUAAUCGCAUCCCUGGGAUCGAUUUCGCUACAGUUCACUCCUAUCCUGAUAUAUGGUUAUCCAAUUCAAAUGAUCAAAGCCAGCUUUCUUUCCUGGAAAAUUGGCUCAGCACCCACAUUCAAGAUGCACAGUACCUUCUCCGGAAACCAUUGCUCAUCACAGAGUUUGGAAAGUCAUGGAAAGAUCCCAAUUUCAGCACCUACCAGAGGGAUCUUCUCUUCAACACUGUCUACUACAAAAUAUAUGCGUCGGCCAAGCGUGGCGGUGCAGCUGCCGGAGGCCUGUUUUGGCAACUCCUGACUGAAGGCAUGGACUCAUUCAGAGAUGGGUACGAUGUAGUCCUGAGCCAGAGCCCCUCAACUGCAAAUGUGAUUGCUCAACAGUCCCACAAGCUUUAUCAGAUUCGGAAAAUAUUUGCCAGGAUGAGGAAUGUUGAGAGGUGGAAGAUGGCGAGAAGGGGUCAUUGGUUGGCUAGAAACAAGGGCAAGCCUAUUGGAAACUAAAAAGAUGAACUAAUAUAUGAAAAUUGAAGUGUUAACAAAGUCUUUUCUAAGUGAAUUAAUAUGUGUUGUGAGAGGUUUUUUUGGGAAGUGUUUGCUCUCUUAGAGAUGAAUGUUGUUUGCCCAAGAGGGUAAUUUGGGUAGAUUAUUGAAAGCUGCAUUGUGCAAUAGUGAGACUCGAACUUGGAAAUCACAAUGCAUAGCAGUGAGGCUCGAAUCUAUAUAUCACGCCCGAUAGAGUAUAAUAUAUAUUUUAGUUGGGAAGGAAGCAUGCUUGUUCCUUUGCAACAUUCUUGCUUAUUACAAAUGUAAUUGUUGCCUAGUUUUUGCAUUUUACUUGAAUUGUAAUACCUAAAUUCAUAGUUUGUAAGAUGAAGAAAUGGCUAUAAUAGAACAGCUUAUGAAUUUGAUUUACAG
Messenger RNA from Camellia sinensis, 1707 nucleotides. RefSeq names its product mannan endo-1,4-beta-mannosidase 7. The record is from RefSeq and is a predicted model, not a curated record. Gene Ontology annotation, molecular function: mannan endo-1,4-beta-mannosidase activity. Gene Ontology annotation, biological process: polysaccharide catabolic process. NCBI's taxonomy places the organism in Eukaryota, Viridiplantae, Streptophyta, Magnoliopsida, Ericales, Theaceae.